This is a messenger RNA of Paramecium sonneborni, 448 nucleotides long. NCBI's taxonomy places the organism in Eukaryota, Ciliophora, Oligohymenophorea, Peniculida, Parameciidae. The record is from the annotation of a GenBank genome assembly.
AUGUUUAUUUGUUGUGGAAAGAAAUAAAAAAUUGAAAUUGCAAAUUUAAGAUCAUAACCCUUGUAGAAUGUAAAAAUGUAAUUGUAAGAGGUUAGUAUAGAUGCUAAAUUUGAAUUUCACUUAGAAGUAAAUAAAUUAUGAAUUAGAUAGAAAUUUUAAUGGAAAUUGAUGAGAGAAGCAAUAGGAGAAGAGUUAGUUAGACAAUAAUAGAAAGAAAAAGAACGAUUGAAAUUAGAACAAUAAUAGAAAUUGCAAAAAGAAGAUGAGGAACUAUAAAGAUUGCAAAGUUAAAUUGAAUAAUAAACAUUUGUUUAAAAAGAGAAAAAGUAAUUACAUGAUUAAUUAAUUGAUUUUUGUUCACAAAAUUGAAAAAGGAUUAUUUGAUAACCUAGAUAAAGAAUGAAUUACUUAAAAAAAAUGAUUGAGGACGAUAAGAAACAGAUGGGUG